GGUUUCGUGCAUAUUUUGUACAGUUAUUGAACAUUUAAAAAAAUAAAAAUAAUAUAUCCAUAAAAAUAAUAUAUCCAAUACAAUCUACUAAUCUAGGUCAAGUUGAGAUCCUUGUGAAUUUACCUUGUGGGUUUUGAUUCGAUGAUGCUGAAGUAGCUCAUCUUUGCUGCAACUACAGUAUCUGUUCGUGCGCUUAUUCGAAACGCAGCACGAUUCGCUGGGACAUGCGCCAAUCUGACCUUUGACAGCUAGCGAAUGACAAACGAAAGGUCAGCGUUUCUGACAGCAGCGGGGGCAUCGGAGAAUGAGAGACAGUGCAUCGAAAGCUGGUCGAUAGCAGCGGAGACUUCUGCACCGGGGGACGAAGCGGCGGCGGCAGCGGUUUGACGGCAGUGACCCUCGGCAGCGUUAAGACAGGCCCCGCGCGACAGGACGACUACAGCACCAUGGACAGCUCAGGCCCUCCAUCUCCAGAUAUGGACGGAAACUAUGGAGGGGGACUUCUGGAUAUGGUGAAAGGAGGUGCUGGAAAGUUCUUCAGCAACAUCAAGGACAACCUCAAAGACACCAUCAAAGACACCUCUACCAAGGUUAUGAACCAAGUGGCCACAUAUACAAAAGGAGAGUUGGACAUUGCCUACAUCACCUCACGCAUUAUCGUGAUGUCAUAUCCUGCUGAGGCGGUGGAGAUGGGCUACAGGAACCACACAGAGGAUAUCCGUUCAUUUUUGGACUCACGGCAUGCCGACCACUACACUGUUUUCAACCUGUCACAGAGGAACUACCGAGGGGCCAAGUUCUCCAACAGAGUUUCAGAAUGCAAUUGGCCUUCCAAGCAGGCCCCGAGUCUUCACAACCUAUUUGCCGUGUGUAAGAAUAUGUACAACUGGCUCAAGCAAAACCCCAAGAAUGUGUGUGUGAUCACCUGUUCGGAUGGCAGAGCUCCUUCGGGCGUGCUGGUCUGUGCCAUGUUCUGUUUCUGCCACCUUUUUGCCAACCCGGUGCCAGCCAUGCAUCUUCUCAGCGCCAAGAGGCCUGGAUCUGGCUUGUGGCCCUCCCAUAGGAGGUACAUAGGUUAUGUAUGCAGUUUAGUCUCAGAGAAGCCCACCGUACCCCACUCCAAACCGCUAGUCAUUAAAGCCGUCACAAUGAGUCCUGUUCCUUGCUUCAACAAACAACGCAGUGGCUGUCGGCCAUUUUGUGACGUACUUAUUGGUGAGACCAAGAUAUUUUCUACAGCUCAGGAGUAUGAGAAAAUGAGGGAACACAGGAUUCAAGAGGGCAAAGUGGUCUUUCCUGUAGGAGUGAGUGCCCAAGGAGAUGUGGUGAUUUCAGUCUAUCACAUGCGUUCCCAUGCACUUCAGGCCAAGGUAACAAACACCCAGAUAUUCCAGAUUCAGUUCCAUACUGGUUUCAUCGCCCCCGGCACAACAGUCUUAAAGUUUAUGAAGACAGAGCUGGAUGCCUGUGAUUCUCCAGAGAAAUACCCACAGCUGUUUCAUGUGCUGUUAGACAUUGAGGUUGAAAGCACAGAGAAACAGAAAGAUCUCACCCCACCGUGGGAGCAGUUUCCCACCAAAGACCUGAGCCCCAACGUGCUUUUCUCCUGUCAUCAGGAACACCAGGAUGCACUUGCUGUUGCAGAUCCUGCUCAGGGCCAUGGGAGUUGCGGAGGCAGAGUGGGUCCGAAUGAGGAGAGUGAACCCUCAGAUGAUGAGAUGCUCUCCCUUUCUAGCCAGCAGAGCAACACGAGCAAUGAAAAAUCAAAAGGGCCUAAGAAGCCGGAGCCCCAGUCUGCAGCGGCCCCUCCUCCAGCAGCUGAGGAAGUAGAUCUACUGGGGCUGGACGGUGAUGCAGCUAAGCUUCCUCCAUCCUCCCCACAACCUCCGACCACGAGUACCACCACAGACCUGCUGGGGGACCUGUUUGGAGCUCCGCCCACACCACAGCCGGCCAGCGGCCCCACCUCUGCUCAGUCCACCCCGCGAAGAUCCACAACUUCUUCGUCACCCUGUCCAUCACCUCGAUCUGGAGCUUUCGACCCAUUCGGGUCUGGGCCCGCACCCACACCCGCCUCUAAGCCGCAGGACUUCAUGGGGGCGUUCCUGGGUCCAGGUAAUAUAGGGCAGCCAGACCCCUUCCUGCAUGCUGCACGAUCUCCGUCUCCUACAAUGCAGAACAUGGGCAUGGGUCGCAGUUCACCUGUUCCACCCACUACUCCCUCUGUCAACAUCCAACAGCAGAGCUCUAGGGGAGCAUGGGAAUGGAACAAACCAGCUCCUGCAGGAGGUUUUGGGAUGGGAAGUAAGUCUGCCAGCACUAGUCCAACCAGCUCAGUUCAUGGGACUCCCACCCACCAGGCCAAACCCAGCACUCUGGACCCUUUUGCAGAUCUAGGUAACCUAGGAGCCGGACUGGGAGGAGGUGGUUCAGGAUUCUCCAGCAAGCCCACCACACCUACUGGUACUGGAGGAGCAUUUCCGCCCAUGGGCUCCCCCCAGCGUCCUGCUCCCUCUCCUCAGCACACUGCCUCUGGAGGCUGGCAUCCCAGCACAGGCUUCCCCUCAUGGCAGCCCGGAGGUGGGGCUCAAUGGCAGCCGCCGGCCCAGGGUGCACAACAUCAGACCCCACCUAAAGCACCAGGACCCUCUAUGCCCCACACUUCACCACAGAACAGACCCAACUACAAUGUCAGCUUCUCCACCAUGGGUGGAGCAUCGCCAGGAGCCACUGGAGCAAAAGCACAGCCUAACAUGGGAACCAGACCAAAGGUUUCGGCUGCUAACUUUGAUGACCUACUCUCAGGCCAGGGCUUUGCUGGCUCAAAGGAGAAGAAAGGGCCAAAAACCAUAGCAGAAAUGAGAAAAGAGGAGAUGGCAAAAGAAAUGGACCCAGAGAGACUCAAGAUUCUGGAGUGGAUUGAGGGGAAGGAGAGGAACAUCAGAGCGUUGCUGUCCACCAUGCACACGGUGCUUUGGGAGGGGGAGACGCGCUGGAAACCUGUAGGCAUGGCUGACCUUGUCACACCAGAGCAGGUGAAAAAGGUUUACCGCAAAGCUGUGCUGGUAGUACAUCCUGACAAGGCUACUGGACAACCCUACGAACAAUAUGCCAAGAUGAUUUUUAUGGAACUAAAUGAUGCCUGGUCAGAAUUUGAUAGCCAAGGACAGAAAGCACUGUACUAAGACUUACUGUAUAUGAUCAAAACCAGUCAGCAGUUCCUGCCCAGAUUAGACGCCCUGCAACCCAAAAGUCCUUGAAACGCUCCUUUGUUAUCUCUCCCGCCUCCAGGACCCUGCUUUAUAGAGACGUCAGAGCUUACAUCUACAGUAUAGUUGUGUGUAUCUCUCUAUCGAUCAUGCACUAGGCCAACAUAACUGCUGUAUGAGAAGACUGCUGGUGGAAAAAGUAGCAUUCAGCAUUGUUUUAAAAACUCUUAUUUGUGUCUUUCCCAGGACUCGCCUACAUAACAAAGUUUAUACUUUGUUGUUACACAGCUGUGAAAUAUGAACAUUAUCAGUCAACCAGGUCAUCAUAUAACGUUUGGUAAAAAUUUAUUCAGGAGCCUUCGGAUGAGUUUUUGAUUUAUUGAAGAGGUUUAGUGCUAAAGGAAUCAAAUAUGUCUAGACACUCUGCAAGACAAGCCACACGCUGUCACGGCUUGCAAAACUUUGUUAAACAACACAAAGUUUAUUCCAAGUCCUUCAUAGAGAGUUAUUUAAUAAAGUUUUGCAUGCUCCAGCAGUAUGCAGGACAAUUUCUUUUUCUUCCAUUGUACUGACUGUGUCCUACUGUACACACCUGCUCGCAGCUGCAUAUGUGUGCGAGGGGUGUUUAUUUAUUUGUUGGCUUUGCAAGACAACUAUGAAAUGUGUGAAAAUAAAAGUGAGUCUUGGUAAACUGAACUAAGACUCUGUGGUUUCCCAGACAGUCAGGGGCUAGAGGUAUGCACAAAUGAAAAAACACUCCCAACAAAAACCUGAAACCAUUGAAAAAUCUUGUGUGAUGUAACGUAACUUCUUUCAGGAGCUAAGAGACGCAGUGCUGGUGGGCAAAAGCACAAUAAAUACGAGAGAAAUUACAGGAAAUGGGAGGUUUUCCCAAACUUGAUCUGUGAAAUGCAGUAGAUUUAACUAGCAGUUUAUUCUUAUGUUGUUUUCUACUGAAUAUUGAUCUGUCUGUAUAUGUUGCACUAUAAUAACAUACUGUUUACAACAUAAAAGGUCCAAGGAAAUUGGUUAUUCAUGUAGUUAUUCCAUAGUAAAAAGAAACUAGUAGUUUUGCAGGUACCUCUAAGUACAUGGCUUGUUUCGAGCUAUACCUGUACAUUGAAAGUUGUCUUUACAUACAUAAUUUAUGUUAACCUGAUAUAUUUAAGUGGUUAAUAGUGCCCUAAAGAACAAGUCAUACUUCUUAGUACUUUUUUGAAGUACUAAACAGUCAGGACUACUAAAAUUCAUGCUUGAUAAUGAAACAAAGCCUUCUGACUGAGGAAUGUGAUUGAUGGAAAGUGUUCAAAUCACAUUCUUUUAUUACCAUAGGUGUCUUUUAAACCAACUGAACAUAUCAUGUGGACCAUUAAUAUUUUGACAUAUGAAAUCAUUAAGGCCAAUAAGCAACAUGAGUGGAUAAAUCUUUUAGCAUAUCUCAGUAUCCUCAUAAUGUACUGCAUGUUUGACUGUAAGUGGCACGUGAUCCAGAGGAAGUUUCUAGAGUGUACAGCCACUAAUCUGCCCUUUCUCUUCUCAGUAUAUUUGCACUUGAAUGGCAUUAGGUAAAUCCAGAACACACUUGUGUCGUAACUUGCAGUACUUGCUGUACAUUUCAUUCAUGCUUUGCCUUCCUCUUUUCGCGAUCAUGCGGUGAUAUACUGAAGCUUUACCUGUUAUCAAAGCAGUCUUCUCUUACAUUUUGCCAUCAGUAACCUUCCCCUUGACACAAUCUGGCACUAAAGAAAGACUUGAAUGCACACAAUGGACAAAGACAACAGAUUAGCAGGAAUCGAAUAAAGAUGGAACUUUUCCACCACCCUCUCGUGGACUGAGCCGUUUAUCUUCAAUCUUAGGAUAUAAUGUUUGAAAGCUAACCUCUGUAUACAGUAGUGAAUGUGUGGUGUUCAAUAAUGCUGUUCUCUGUAAGGAAGUGGUAUGGUUUGGAUACAGCUCUGUGUUUGUUUGCUGUAUCAGUAUUAUUGUGACAUGAAUUUGUUUUCUGUCUUUUUUUUCUGUUUCUGUUCUCCACAUGGAGCUGUACAUAUGUGCAUUGCACAAAUAAAUGGAAACAAAAUGGG
Messenger RNA from Ctenopharyngodon idella (grass carp), 5290 nucleotides. RefSeq names its product DnaJ (Hsp40) homolog, subfamily C, member 6 (gene dnajc6). The transcript is spliced from 19 exons. Gene Ontology annotation, biological process: dephosphorylation. Gene Ontology annotation, cellular component: cytosol. The record is from RefSeq and is a predicted model, not a curated record. Gene Ontology annotation, molecular function: phosphatidylinositol-3,4,5-trisphosphate 3-phosphatase activity. Bases 447 to 3185 code for a protein of 912 amino acids. NCBI's taxonomy places the organism in Eukaryota, Metazoa, Chordata, Actinopteri, Cypriniformes, Xenocyprididae.